Molecule: messenger RNA, 1332 nt
Organism: Penicillium chermesinum
Lineage: Eukaryota; Fungi; Ascomycota; Eurotiomycetes; Eurotiales; Aspergillaceae
Product: peroxidase family protein
Exons: 7
Coding region: 1-1332 (443 amino acids)
Molecular function (GO): peroxidase activity
Source: RefSeq, a predicted model, not a curated record
AUGUGGUUGUUGAAUUUCGGACAGGCAGUCUGUCUGUUUGUGAUCUUCGGUCUUGUGCUCGGUUUUCCAGGGACCGAAGGACCCCAUGGGGGUAGCUCCGCACACAAGGCUUUGCACAAGCGAUGCCCCUAUGCGAAAGACCAUGAAGCAGAGCAAAAAAACGAGAAACGCUUCCUGUUUGACUUGAUGAAGUCUCCAGUUGACAUCACUGGCGAACACCAAUUCCAGCCGCCUGACUUCGAGAAUGGGGACCAGCGGGGACCUUGCCCCGGUCUAAAUGCUCUCGCGAAUCAUGGGUAUAUUCCUCGGAAUGGAGUAGUAUCAUUCGCGAACGUGAUCGAAGCCAUCAACAAAGUUUAUGGAAUGGGAGUAGACUUGGCCACUGUACUUGCAAUAAUGGGCACUGUCUGGACUGGCAACCCGCUUUCUCUGGACCCCAGCUUCUCCAUCGGCGGUCCCGAUCCAGGCGUUGAGAACCUGCUGGGCAACUUGGGGGGGAUUCUUGGAACCCCGCAAGGACUCAUCGGCUCCCACAAUUUCAUCGAAUCGGAUUCCUCAAACACGCGCGACGACCUUUAUGUCACCGGGAACAACCAUGCAUUGAAUAUGGACAAGUUCAUGGAAUGGUACAACAUGGCUUCUGGAGAUACCUUCGACAUGGACCUGAUGGCAGAGAGAGCCAAGAACCGCUUCGAGGAAACCAUCAAGACAAACCCGAACUUCUAUUACGGUCCCGUUACUGGACUUCUCGCCCGGAACGCUGGCUAUAUCUUCCCCGGGCGCUUGUUCCGCAAUCACUCGCAGGAAAAUCCAGAGGGUACUUUAACCAAGGAGCAUAUUCGAAACUUCUUCGCCAUCUAUGAGGAGAACGGAAACCUUACUUAUCGCGAGGGCUGGGAACGAAUCCCAGAAAACUGGUAUAAAACUCCUGUCGAUUAUGGCCUUGUCCAGCUGAACCUCGAUACCCUUGACUUUAUAGCUAAAUAUCCUGAGCUUGCAAGUGUCGGAGGAAAUAUGGGCGAGGUGAACAGCUUCGCCGGACUUGACCUUGGUAACAUCACAGGUGGCGUGUAUAGUCUCACAAAUCUCCUGGAAGGAAACAAUCUGUUGUGUUUUGUGUUUGAAGUCCUGAAAUUUGCCGGCCCGAACGCUCUUGCCGGAAUCUACAAGACUCUCGCCGGUCCACUGGAUUUCAUCACUGAUGCUCUUGCAGUACCCCUGCUGAACCUAACUUGCCCCGCCUUCCAGGACCUUCAAGCAGGAGGCAAGCCACUCUGGCAAGCCAUCCAGGGUGAUUUCCCUGGUGCCCUGAAGAGUGGCAAUGCCUUUUAA